Anguilla anguilla (European eel) is the source of this 4682-nucleotide messenger RNA. RefSeq names its product neurofascin homolog (chicken) a (gene nfasca). The transcript has 35 exons. Gene Ontology annotation, biological process: brain development; cell-cell adhesion. The record is from RefSeq and is a predicted model, not a curated record. Gene Ontology annotation, molecular function: cell-cell adhesion mediator activity. The coding region runs from base 558 to 4652 and encodes 1364 amino acids. NCBI's taxonomy places the organism in Eukaryota, Metazoa, Chordata, Actinopteri, Anguilliformes, Anguillidae.
UUUUGAUAAUACACGGUUUAGGAUGGUUGUCAUUAUCGCGCGAAUUAACAACACCUGUACAGCUCGCGCCUGUAGCAAAUCACACAUGUUCUCUGACUGAGGACAGGCGCGAGCUUGGGUACCGGGUGCGCGCUCAGCUGAGGGAAGCGACUGCGGCUUCGCGCGGAGAGCGAGAGAGAGAGAGGCGCAGGACAGAAUUCAACGGGAGCGCUACACCGCACUAAAAGGAAAAAAAACAAACACGCGCAAUUUGUUUUUUGUUUUUCUAACACAUAGAGCUAAGCAGGAGGAAUACAGUUCUCGAAGCGUGGGAGUUUACAGCCACGACAAAAACUGCUGGGCAGUGAAUCAAGGUGCCUUAUCCCACGCAUUGGAAGAGAGACUGUCUGUUUGUAAAUGGAGAUGGGUCGGCAGCAGGGGCAAUUGAAUUUCACCUGAAAAAAAAAGAAAAAAGAGGACUUCACACAGGAGGAGAGGUCUGAGGCGUAGCUGAAACGACCGUGACCACGCCCAUCGGGGACCAGGGCAGAGUUGGUGGGGGGCCAAUCGGAGGAGAGAUGUUGGCGCGGGGGCGGGCGGCGGCUCUCGCCGGGCUGACGGUCCUUCUGCUUCUCUGGCGUGAAGCGCGCGCGAUCGAGGUCCCGCUGGACCCAAUGAUCCAACGAGAACUGAAGCAGCCCCCCACCAUUGUGAAGCAGUCGAUGAAGGACUACAUUGUGGACCCCAGAGAUAACAUCAUCAUCGAGUGCGAGGCCAAGGGGAACCCAGUGCCGACGUUUUCGUGGAGGCGAAACGGGAAGUUCUACAACGUGGGGAAGGACCCGCGGGUGUCCGUGCGCAGGCGGUCCGGGACGCUGGAGAUCGGGUUCCGCAGCGGGGGGCGGCCCGAGGACUACGAGGGGGAGUACCAGUGCUUCGCCAACAACGACUUCGGCACGGCCCUGUCCAACAAGAUCCUGCUCCGCGUCUCCAAGUCCCCGCUGUGGCCGAAGGAGCUGCUGGAGCCGGUGGUGGUGGCGGAGGGCUCCCCCCUCAUCUUGGCCUGCAACCCCCCGCCCGGCCUGCCCCCGCCCUUCACCUUCUGGAUGAACAGCGCCAUGAUGCCCAUCGCCCAGGACGACCGGGUCUCCAUGGGCCUGAACGGCGACCUGUACUUCUCCAACGUCCUGGCCAGGGACGCCGCCACCGACUACAGCUGCAACGCCCGCUUCCAGUUCACGCACACCAUCCAGCAGAAGAACCCCUUCACCCUCAAAGUCCAGACGAAAGAGCCCUUUAAUGACACGUCAUGGUUCAACCACACUGACGUGUACAGUGGUCGAGGGGUGGCUGAAACCACGCCCACCUUCCUGUCUCCCACGGGGGCGUCCAGCUCUAAGAUGGUGCUGCGUGGGGAACAGCUGCUCCUGGAGUGUAUAGCUGCUGGAUUCCCCACCCCCAGCAUCAAGUGGUUCAAGAAGGGGGGGGACCUGCCCAGCAGGAAGGUGAAGCUGGAGAACUUCAACAAGACGCUGCGCGUGGUGAGCGUGUCGGAGGAGGACUCCGGGGAGUACAUCUGCAUGGCCAACAGCAAGAUCGGCAGCGUCCGCCACUCCAUCUCCGUGCAGGUCAAAGCGGCUCCUUAUUGGCUGGACCAGCCGUCAAACAUCGUCCUGGCGCCAGACGAGAACGGUCGGCUCGUGUGCCGGGCCAACGGGAGUCCCAAGCCCAGCAUCCAGUGGCUGGUCAACGGGGAGCCAAUCGAAAGCGCGGCGCCGAACCCGAGCCGGCAGGCGGUGGGCGACACGCUGAUCUUCCGCUCCGUGCAGAUCGGCAGCAGCGCGGUGUACCAGUGCAACGCCUCCAACGAGCACGGCUACCUGCUGGCCAAUGCCUUCGUCAGCAUCCUCGACAUGCCGCCGCGCAUGCUGGGUCCGAGGAACCAGCUGAUCAAGGUGAUCGAGAACAACCGCACCUUCCUGGACUGCCCCUUCUUCGGCUCGCCCCUGCCCGAGCUCCGCUGGUUUAAGAACGGGCAGGGCAGUGGCUUGGACGGCGGGCACUACAGAGUGUAUAUCAACGGCACCCUGGAGAUCAGGCGAAUUCGCCCGGAGGACCAGGGCACCUACACCUGCGUGGCCAGCAACAUCCUGGGCAAGGCGGAGAACCAGGUCCACCUGGAGGUCAAAGAGCCCACGCGGAUCGUCCGCGCGCCGGAGCACCUGUCGGCGAACCGCGGGAGCGCGGCGCGUUUCGACUGCCGCGUGAAGAAGGACCCCACCCUCCCCGUCACUGUCACCUGGCUGAAGGACGACAAGCCGCUCACCGUGGGCUGGAGGCUGAAGGCGGACGAGGACUCCCUGACCAUCAACAACAUCAACGAGGGAGACGAGGGGACCUACACCUGCACCGUCAGGACCGAGCUGGACGAGGACAUCGCCUCUGCCCGACUCACUGUGCUGGAGGAGGACAUGGUGUCUGCCUCAAACCGUAGUGCCUUACAUGCAGACCGCCCCGAGCCCCCGAUGGACCUGGAGUUAUCAGACCCAUCGGAGCGCAGCGUCAGACUCACCUGGAUACCUGGAGACGAUAACCACAGCCCCAUCACAGAGUUCCUGGUCCAGUAUGAGGAAGACCGGUGGGAAUCGGGGAAGUGGCAGGACCUGGCGACCUACCCGGGCCACACCAACUCCGUCGUCCUCAAGCUGUCACCCUUCGUCAACUACCAGUUCCGCGUGAUCGCCGUCAACGGCGUCGGCCCCAGCCGGCCCAGCCGCCCGUCCCCGCAUUACAGGACCAGCGGAGCCCCGCCCGAUGUCGUCCCCGGGGGCAUACGUGGAGAAGGCAGCAAGAAGAACAACAUGGAGAUCACCUGGGAGCCACUGCAGGUCACCGAGCGCAACGGGGCUAACCUGCGCUACGUGGUGUCAUGGCGACGCCAGGACACGACAGACGAGUGGACGACUGUCACCUCCAAAGGGCUGAAGCACGUGGUGCACGACACGGAGACCUACAAGCCCUACGAGAUCAAGGUGCAGGCCGUCAACGAGUUUGGGCCCGGCCCCGAGUCCCACGUGGUCAUCGGCUACUCCGGGGAGGACACCCCCACGGAGGCCCCCACCAACCUGCGUAUCUCCAAGAAUGAGGACACCAGGGUGAAGCUGCACUGGAGCCCCGUGGACCCCAGCUCCGUCCGGGGGGAGUUCAAGGAGUACAGGGUGUACUACUGGCGGGAGAGCAGCCUGCUGAAGGGCCUGAGGGUGAACCGGGAGACGAAGACCAAGGGCUUCUACAGCACGGGCCCCGAGCCCAGCGGCGUGCUGGCCGACCUGGUGCCCUACAGCCACUACAAGAUGUACAUGGUGGUGGCCAACAACCGCUACGAGGGCCCGCGCAGCGACACGCUCGAGUUCCAGACCAAGGAGGGAGUCCCUGGCCCUCCUAAGUUCUUCCGGAUUGUUCAGCGAUACUCGGACACCGUCCACCUGAAGUGGGACAAGCCCCUGGAGCCCAACGGCAUUCUGAUCGGAUACACGCUCAAGUACCAGACAGUCAACGGGACGCAGCUGGGGCACAUGCACGUGGAGAACUUCUUCGACAACGUGACGGAGUACACCCUUCGCCUGCCGGACCGCUUCACCCGCUACAAGUUCAUCCUGGCGGCCCGCACGCAGGUGGGCACCGGGGAGAUGUACACGGAGGAGUCGCCGCACUUCUCCAACGAAGAUUUCGCCAGCACAGAUUUGCCCACAGAUGAUUUGGUGCCCACAAGUGUUCCCACCACCCUUCCUACCACCAUUGCCACCAUCCCUACUACUGCUACUGCUACUACCACCCCCAGUACCACUGCUAGUACUGCAGCCACAACAAUCCCCAGCACCACCACUGCUACUACUGUUACAACCAAGCGUGCGGAUGUACUGGCAGCUGGAGGACGACAGAUCUGGAAUGUGACGGUCGAGGCUAACAGUGACUAUGCUAACGUCAGCUGGAAUCACAACUUCCCUCCCGACAACUGUGAAUUUGUGGUAGAGACCACUCUGGACAGUAACGGGACAAAGAGGAGAACGGUGGUCAAAAACGUCCCGCGGGCAAAGCUGGAGGGCCUGGUCGAGGGCACCAAGUACCACCUGCGCGUGCUCUCCCGCGACCGCCUCGCCGUCAGCAGCACUUACGUCACCUUUGAGACGAGUGCAGCCUUCAUUAAGGAAGAGGUGGACAUCGCCACGCAGGGCUGGUUCAUCGGGCUGAUGUGCGCCAUCGCUCUGCUCGUCCUCAUCCUCCUCAUCGUCUGCUUCAUCAAGAGGAGUCGAGGAGGGAAGUACCCAGUGCGAGAUAAGAAGGACCUGCCGCUGGACGCAGUGGAUCAGAAGGACCAGGACGGCUCUUUUGACUACCGGUCUCUGGAAAGGAAAAAAUGCGUUCCCGCUCGUCCUUUCAGACGCAGCGACGAGGACAACAAGCCCCUGCAGGGCAGCCAGGCCUCGCUGGACGGCAACGUGAAGGAGAGCGACGACAGCCUGGUGGACUACGGCGAGGGCGGGGACGGCCAGUUCAACGAGGACGGCUCCUUCAUCGGCCAGUACACCGUCAAGAAGGACAAGGAGGAGACGGAGGGCAACGAGAGCUCCGAAGCCACCUCCCCCGUCAAUGCCAUCUACUCCCUGGCAUAGCCCCGCCCCCCCCACGCGCCUGCCCCGCCC